CCUCCUCCCCGGGCCACCACCGUAGUCAGGGUGGCUCCUCCAGCGCACAACCGAUUCUUGACUUCACAAUACGACGCCAUGGCAGACACUUCGCAAUGUUUUAUUGCAAAAAGGAGGCGAUGACCAAGACUUUCAAACGCUGCGGGCGGUGCCUCGGCGCGCUGUACUGUAACGCUGACUGCCAGAAGAAAGACUGGCCAGGUCACAAGGAGCUCUGCGGUGACUCGGAUCGGUGGUAUGACAAGUACCGCGGGUGUCGCGAUGGUUCCAUGCACGAAGGCAGACUGGAGCUCAUAACAUGGGAGUACACCGAUCCCCAGACUAAAGAUCGUAUGGGUUGGGGAAACGUCAUCAUUGAGGAAGCCGAGGAGAUGAAGCGCAAGUUCCAGGUUGACUACAGAGGGAAGAAGUCCCUCUUAUUCAAGAAGUGGCCGCAGGCAUUCCGCUGGACCUGCUGCGGCACGGACGGGGGCAUGAAUUGGGGAUGCGACCACCAUGGAAGUGGAAGCAGGCCGUGCACUUGCGACUUCUGCCGCAUGGGCAAGCCGCUCCCUGACAGCAUUUAUCGCGAGCAGUCGGGCACACGCAUGGGCCUCAAACUCAGGCGCGGCCCUGAUUCUCGCUCCUUCAACCCGGCGCUGGCGGCUAUGGCAGUGAAAGGUCGUUCGGCGUUCGGACUCGAGAUGUGACGAGGCUGCGAGCUCUUAUUUCUUCGUUACUUCCAAUGCAAACUAACUAGUCGCGACUUCACAAGAGUGUCAUGCCAAGUACUGCGUACGGCCCAGUAUGAACAUUGACGAUCAGGUUCUCAGGCCGUUUAGCAUCCUCACCUCAACAUUGACACCUGAGCAUGUCUCGUGGAAUGGCUGACACAUGUCAAGCAACAGUUCAAUUCAAGC
Molecule: messenger RNA, 899 nt
Organism: Fomitopsis serialis
Lineage: Eukaryota; Fungi; Basidiomycota; Agaricomycetes; Polyporales; Fomitopsidaceae
Exons: 5
Coding region: 96-689 (197 amino acids)
Source: RefSeq, a predicted model, not a curated record